GCUUCUCCUGCCUUUGGACUGAACUUCACAGGACUGCUUCCUCCGGGAUGGCCGCGUCGAUUCUGGAGGAGGAAACACGUUAUGGAUCCAGUCCCUUGGCUAUGCUAACCGCAACCUGCAACAAGUUUGGAAACACCAGUCCAGUCCGAGACUCCGCCACGCCCGGUAAAGCGGGAAGCACGGUACCAAUCAAGAAAGCCUACAGCAUGACCUCUGAACUCCAGAGCCCUAAGAAUAACAUGCGAGGCAAUGAGGGCGUCGCGGACUCUUACAGCGGCUCCUUUAGCUCCGCCGGGGGUUUGCUCACUCCGACCGGCAGCCCUCCUCCUGCUCCCACGGGAGCGUACGGCUCCGAAUACAACCCGUUCUCCAGUUUCCAAACCUCCAGUGCCUCUCAGGACCCUUCGCUCAUGGGGACCAAAGCCACAGCGGACUGCCUGACCAGCGUCAACACCUACUUGGACAUGACGCAUCCCUAUGGCUCCUGGUACAAGGGCAUCCAUCCCGGAAUCACGGCUGCUCCUGCGAACGCAACAUCUUCUUGGUGGGAUGUCCAUACCAACUCAAACUGGCUAAGCGCUGGACAACCUCAACCCGAGAGCCUCCAACCCGUCGCUCCUCAAGCAUCCCUCAAUUCCCAGAUGCCUAGUUACACUAAUGAUUUUACACCUUUAAAUCCGGCGCCAUAUCCGUCUGUAGGCUUGAGCUCGCUCCAAUCCUCACAGCACAUGCUCCCUCAGGACAUGUACAAGCCCAAACCCGUCCCAACUUCUGGAAUCCUGGACAAUUCCAUGGGGCUCAAACCGGCUCGGGGAUCUCCCGGAUACACCGGCGGAUCUACAACCGGAAGGUCUUCUUGCGUUUGCCCAAAUUGCCAAGAGUUGGAGAGGCUUGGCGCCUCGGCUGCAUCCCUGCGCAAGAAACCCGUCCACAGCUGCCACAUUCCCGGCUGUGGGAAGGUUUAUGGCAAGGCUUCGCACCUCAAAGCCCACCUGCGUUGGCACACAGGCGAGCGACCCUUCGUCUGCAACUGGCUCUUCUGCGGGAAGCGCUUCACUCGCUCUGACGAGCUGGAGCGCCACGUCCGCACCCACACUCGAGAAAAGAAGUUCACUUGUCUCCUGUGCAAUAAGCGCUUCACGAGGAGCGACCAUCUCAGCAAACAUCAGAAAACCCACACGGAAGCCAGCCUGCAAGCGAAGGGUCCGGAAGAGGAGGCGGAGCCCAGAGGAACCGAGGAGCCAGCGGAUUCCGGUAAAGUGGCUCCUCAGGGGCCCGCCGGUGGCAUGCAGGACCCGGCGGUUGGCGGAGACGAAAAGAGCAGCACGGGGAACGGUGUGGACGGCAGCAGCGGGCUGCUGGAGAUAUAAAAGCGCUGUGUGAGGAAUCGGAUGAAGACUCUGACAA
Messenger RNA from Sinocyclocheilus rhinocerous, 1407 nucleotides. Its product is annotated as transcription factor Sp7-like. Bases 48 to 1370 code for a protein of 440 amino acids. The transcript is spliced from 2 exons. The record is from RefSeq and is a predicted model, not a curated record. Gene Ontology annotation, molecular function: RNA polymerase II cis-regulatory region sequence-specific DNA binding; DNA-binding transcription factor activity, RNA polymerase II-specific. NCBI's taxonomy places the organism in Eukaryota, Metazoa, Chordata, Actinopteri, Cypriniformes, Cyprinidae. Gene Ontology annotation, biological process: regulation of transcription by RNA polymerase II.